This is a messenger RNA of Folsomia candida, 1308 nucleotides long. RefSeq names its product retinol dehydrogenase 12. The record is from RefSeq and is a predicted model, not a curated record. The transcript has 4 exons. NCBI's taxonomy places the organism in Eukaryota, Metazoa, Arthropoda, Collembola, Entomobryomorpha, Isotomidae. The coding region runs from base 154 to 1161 and encodes 335 amino acids.
UGUGAAAAGAAUCGAUAAAGCGCUUGGAUAUUUCUGAAUAAUGCAUUAGUUGGGAUUGGUCAAUUAGUUGUUCAUUCGGCCUUUGGCUUGGGUAAAUACCCAGGCAAUAAGUAGUGAAAAGUGCAAUUUUCUAAUAUUUAAAUUGCAACGAAAAUGUCUAAAGUUCCAAUUAGCAAAGUGACCCAGUCCUGGCAUUACAUUCGAGACAAAUGUGCUCACAAGUUUUGGGAUCCCGAGUCGCCUCCCGACUUGACCGUAGAAGAAGACAUCACCGGCCAGGUUGUCAUUGUGACCGGGUCGAACACCGGGAUUGGGCGAGAAACUGCCCUCCAACUUGCCAAACGCAAAGCCAAGGUGAUUCUGGCAUGCAGAAAUCUGGAAAAAGCUGCAGAGGCGAGGGACUACAUUUGGAGCAAGUUUCCAAAAGCGACCCUGGACAUAAUGCAUCUUGACAUUGGAGACCUAAGCUCCAUUCGCAAAUUCGUGUCUGAAUUUGAGACCAAGUAUGCAAAGCUGGACAUUCUGGUGAACAAUGCGGGCGUGAUGUUUACGGACGGGAAGCUGCACAAGACGGAGGACGGAUUUGAGGUCCACAUGGGGACGAACCAUCUGGGACCUUUCUUGCUCACCAGGCUCCUCGUCCCCUCCCUCAAAAAAGCUGGUCCGGGCAAAGUUGUGUGCGUGUCAUCGUCUCAACUCACAUUGUGCCGCUUGGACCUGGACGAUCUCAUGAUGGAGAAAAGGGUGCGGACAGGGAGUGACGGGACGGAGCCUUACAACGUGUCCAAACUCGCCGACGCCUUGUGCAUUAGGCGGUUGGCGUCAUCCUUGAAACAAAAUGAUAAUAUUCACGUAUUCCAGCUCUGUCCAGGAUUUGUCACAACGGACGUGUUUCGCAGUGACGUUGGCCUGUUCGGAUUUGUACGGAAAAUCAUGUUGCGAGUGUCGGGCGUGACACCAGCGUAUGGAUGUGAAACGGUCGUGUUUUGCUGCGUAAAUAAGUCGUUGACGGCCACAGAGCAUAAUAUGUUUUACGGGGCUGGAGAAAUGUACCGUUUCUGCGCUCGCUAUGAAGAGGGGACGAGUUUUCUUGAUCCCGAGGACCCAAAAGCAAUCCAGUUGUAUAAAAUGAGUGAGGAAUUUGUUGGACUUGCUGAGUAAUUGUCAUACUCGACCAAAUGUUGUAGUAACUCGAGCUGCCGAAUAUAUAUAUUUAUUUAUAAUAUAUUUUUGUACCCCAGUUUAUUUAACCUGUUGCAAGUAUAGCAGCUAAGGGUUAGUGACGCACAAUAAAUAAGUAAAAAAAAA